This is a messenger RNA of Batrachochytrium dendrobatidis JAM81, 474 nucleotides long. RefSeq lists its product as uncharacterized. Lineage: Eukaryota; Fungi; Chytridiomycota; Chytridiomycetes; Rhizophydiales. The transcript has 2 exons. The coding region runs from base 1 to 474 and encodes 157 amino acids. The record is from RefSeq and is a predicted model, not a curated record.
AUGCCCGUCAUCAGCUCAUACUACGAGAUCCUUGGAGUUUCUCAAACCGCUACGGAUGAAGAGAUUCGUCAAGCUUACAUUAAACAGUCGGCCAACACAGUUUUUAGUGAUAAACAGCGACGACAAAAGUACGACGAAUCCCUUUUAACUACCAAUGGCAUAUUCUCAAACAUUACAGUAGACCCAUUUGCCACAUUCGGUGGUGUGUUUAACGAUCUACUUGUUCCUGAAGUCCCCAAUCCAAAGUAUUUUUGGCAGCCUAUAGGAACAGUGGCAGGUGCCUUGCUUGGAUUUAUUGUUUUAAACGUUCCUGGCGCUGUGGUUGGAUCGUACUGCGGUGAUCGAUUAGGAAAGAUUCGAGAUGCAAAAGGCAUGUCAGUAUACGAGGCAUUUACCAAACUGUCGGUGGAUAAGAGACGAGAUAUUCUUAUGCAGUUGGCUGUCAAAAUGUUUGGUUCUGCCGUUGGCUUGUAA